Messenger RNA from Pseudo-nitzschia multistriata, 3755 nucleotides. The record is from the annotation of a GenBank genome assembly. Lineage: Eukaryota; Bacillariophyta; Bacillariophyceae; Bacillariales; Bacillariaceae.
GAACAGAAUACACACCUCAAGACACACUCGAAGACACACUCGAAGACAAACUCGAACAGCACCACGCGCUGGACACCCUCCAAGAUGACUACCAAUACCAGCACGAACCACAACCACGGCAGGAGCACGGGCCGGUGUUUCGCGAGCGAACGGGCAAGACAGCCCCCGCGCUCGCACAACAGCAACCGACGCCUCCGGGACAGAAACCGGAGCCACCGAACCAUCAGCACGCUGAGCAGCGGAAGCAGCUUUCGUUCCGACUACAGCGGGGACAGCACCAGCGGCUCUUGCGUUUCCUUCUUUACCUCUUCCACGACACCGGCGGUGUGCUUCCACCACCCCGAGCACGCCACCAAGAAGAAAAGCGGCAGCCGCAGUGGGCAACUGCAACAGCAACAGCACGCCUCCGUGGUCUGCUCCCGGUGGGAAACCCAAGCCCCCGGUUCCGAUUCGGAAGGGGGGCUGAAACCGGUGCGGAAACUCUCCCAGGACGGCUUCAACGACCGGGAUUCCUCGGCCCUGCUCAUCAUCCGGGACGCCCUUUGGGCGUUGAACAGCACCGCCGAUGGAAGCCACGGCGGAAGCACCAACGGCAGAGACAGCGGGGCCGGGAGGGGCCGGGUCUUCCACUCGUUCGACGACGACCUCGAAGACGCCACCGAAUGGGAGGCCGGGCGCCCGAGAACGAGUGGAAGCGCUUCCGGAGAGGCCCACGAGCACCGCUCUCCGGCCCAAGAAACCGCAUGCGGCGGAGCGGGUGCCCACGAACGCCCGGCCGGAACCGAAGGCCGUUUCGGUGCCCUGUUGAACCAGAGGCGGAGGCCCGCGGAAGGCGUCCGGCCUCUUGCCCGCCACAAAACACGCAAAGCAAGGGCCGCACGAAUUCCACCACCACCACCAGCACGAACCACACCGCCCACACCACCCAUUGCGGGCGAGCCCCUCCUGCCCACCGAGAGCUCGCGGUGGGAGGCCUCGUCGUCGUCUCUCUCGGUCUCGCAGUCGGUCUCGGUCUCGUCCCCCGAGAACACAAGACCAUCCCACGGGCCGUCCCGCCCGGUGGACUACCCUCCCCCGCCGCCGCUCUUUUCCUUCGAGCGGCCCCUCUCCCCGCCGGCCGAAGGGGGGGAGGCCCCGAGCGAUCCCCAGGGGUCCUUCCGGGACCGGAGGAACCGCCACCCUUGCCCCCUUGCGGGCCCGGGGGAAACCAGGAACCAGAACUCGAACUCGAACACGAACACGAACACAAACACGAACUCGAACACAAACACGAACACGAACCUUCACCAUCCCUCGGUCACCCCGCCCUCCAUUCCCCGGAGGCGCCGGUCUCGGGAUUCGCACGAGCCACCGCCGAGAACCACCAAGAACCAAGCGGGUGCAACGCGACGAAGGCAACCACGGGAGCCACAACAGCAGCAGCAGCAACAAAAACAAAAACAACAGCAGCAACAAAAACAACAGCAACAACAACAACAACAACAACAACAAGAACAACNGUUACUUGUGGUAGUAUUAGGAGUACUACUACCAAUUCUACUAGUGGUAAAAGAUAUGAAGUCCUUACAAAAAAUGAAUAAUGUUGUUUGGUCAAGUGUGAUUUACUACUGUAUUUGUGCCAUUUAUUUCUUUACUAGUAGUGGUUCUACUAGUAUUGGGCUGCGCUUCUGCUCUUUGUUCCUCUUCCUCCUACACUUCCUCCUUCCUUGUUGCAUUCCUACUGCUGCUAUCAUCUCCAUCACUUCUAUUGGAUCUCUUUCUUGAACCAAUCACAUCCACAAGUAUUCCCAUUACCAGCACCACCAGUACUACUACUGCUGGUGGUGGCAUUAGUACUAGUACUCCAAUACACUUAAAAAGGUACACUAAAGAUCCAUUUGAUACUUGACAAAAUGGUAUAUUCAGAAUCCUCAUAAAAAACUGGUGUAGACAGUGUCUUCAAAAAUUAYWUUAUUACYAUUUUUKAUAAAGUYAUGACUACUUAAAAGUUGGAUAGUUUUACUAGUAUUAUGCAGUAAAAAUUAGAAUUAUAAAAAWUCCUUGAGCUGAUUUUUUAAUUUUGGGACCGAGGAUGGAAUAUGAUUUUUGAUUUUUCGUUGCUGCAAAAUCUUAGCCAUGGAAAAUCGAUGCGCACCCCUCUAAAUUUAUGACCCCUGUUUGGGUACGAGUACGAGUUGGUACUCGUACUCGUACCGGACGGCCCAGUGAAACGUAAUUUCAAUUGAUCCCCAACGCGUAGUACCCUAGUAUGGUUGGUAUCAUACGUAUCAUUUUUCGUUUUCACUCGAGACGAAGGCCAACCAUUCGAUUUUUGUCAGAGGGAUAGUCUGUUCCUCGCUCCAAUUACCUCGUUGAUGCCUCCAAUCAACGUGAAGAAGAAUGCACGGAUCAAUCAAUCAUUGAUCAACCAACAUUUCAACAGAGCAAAUUUGCAUCCUGUCGCUCUUUUGCAUCAAACCAAAACAGCGAGCGAUCUUUUUUCUAGGUGGUCAGUAGCAUCGAACAGACACAUGAAACUACUCUAGCUACAAGCAAGUAUUCAAGGCAUUCAAUUUAUUACUAGAAGUAUUAAUUACUAACAAUCAUGUCGGACACGGAAAUGAAAAGUCCGAAGAGUGCCAAAAAGUCCAAAAAGAGCGACCGAACCUCCUCUGCUUCGGCUGCCGAUGCAGCCACUAGCGGAAAAACCUACGAGGAACGGGUUGCCGCCGUCAGCGUUAUCGCAAAACCGCUGGCUUGCAAGAAAUCCACCAAGAAGGCCCACAAACUGGUCAAAAAGGCUGCCACCGCCAAACGUAUCCGGCGGGGUGUCAAGGAGGUUGUAAAGGGACUUCGCAAGGGCGAAGGUGGCUUGUGCGUAUUAGCAGGUGAUAUUUACCCGCUGGAUGUUUACAGCUUUYUGCCGUGCUUGUUAGAAGAAAAGAACGUCCCAUACAUAUUCGUUCCCUCAAAGCAGGAUUUGGGAGCUGCUGCCUGUACCAAACGACCUACCUCGGUUGUGUUGGUGAAAGACAAGGCAGACAAAAAAGCUGGCGACAAAAAAUUUGAUGGACAGGACUUGAUGGAUACAUUAUUGAAGGAGGCGAGAGAAUAUAAUCCCGUUGAUGGAAAUUAAAGAGGGAUGUUCAGUUACGAAUUGAUUUUGUUUGGACUUGAGUUGCGUUUUGUAAUGGAAUUGAUUCGAUAGGGAAUGAAWUUCUCAGGCUUCGAUAGCGUACAACAAAAAAUACCGAGGGGAAAAGAAGGACAAGGGUUCACCAGAUCUGUGCCAUAGUAACUACGGUGAACAGACGGAAUCAGUCGUAUCGUUUAAAGAAAUGCGGCAAUGAAACGAUGGAAAAAGAGAAAUUAUGCCAGGCGGUGCCAAUCAAUACAUUGCUGGGAUGAAAUAUGAUAAGCCAUUGUAGUGCUGUGUAUGCAUACUAGAAAAACACUUACAGUGGCUAUGGGAGAGAUCCAGUAGUGGACUGUAUUGCGAACUAUUCUAUCUUAUUUUUUUCUCGCUAGACAUAUUUUUAAACAAUUGUACAGAAUCCCCUUCAAAGAGGGUAAAGAAUGAGUUUACCAUUGAUUGCAAAUACUAUCACACAAAUGAGACUUGUUAUCUAGACCUACUUGGCGAUAUGGAAUGCUGUGCACAAGUGCAUCCCGUGCUAACAUAUGAGUGCUAUGCUAGUUGCUGAGAGGGAUGCAAAAUCAACAUCAGCAACAAUCGGCAGCAACACUAGUACUACUAAUAAUUACCAUUACUAACA